Molecule: messenger RNA, 708 nt
Organism: Amphibalanus amphitrite
Lineage: Eukaryota; Metazoa; Arthropoda; Thecostraca; Balanomorpha; Balanidae
Exons: 4
Coding region: 271-708 (145 amino acids)
Source: RefSeq, a predicted model, not a curated record
CAGUGCCGCACGGAGAGAGGCGGUGGCGCUGGAGGCCAACACCCCGGCUCGCGACCUGUAGCUGACGGUGCUGGAGCCGCGAGUCACCGUGUUGGCUGGCCAUGGGAACUUGGAAAAGGCCGGUGAGGUGCGUCUCCAGCUGCGCUGUCAGACGAUCCAGUGGAACGAGCAGCAGCCCAUGUACCCGUCCCGGCUGUGCCGGUUUGUCUCCCAGCUUGAGCGGCGCCGGCCGACCGCUGCGCUGCUCUACAACUGCCACGUCCACACACGAUGCACGCCUCGGUCUACUGGAAGGCGCUGCUGGCGCCGGCCCUGUGGGCCGGCUCCCAGCACCCGCUCACAGAGCAGGUGUGCCACGCCGACUGGCUGCACUGCGCCGACGACCGGGGGACCGCCGGCGCUGAGCCGGCCGGCUCGCAGCUGGACCUGCCACUAGAGACGGACCUGUGCGACCUGGACGUGCGGCUGUGUCAGACCGGCUGGUGCUGGGCCGGCGCCGCCCGGUGCGCUGUCAGCUGGACGGCCGGCCCGUGCUGGCCGCGCCCCAGGAGGCCGACGCGCCGGCUCCCGGCGGCGGCGCUGCCGACAGCUGCCGCCGCCGCGGACAGCUGCCCGCUGCUGGUGGUCGUCUCCGAGCCGGCCCUGCUCUGCUGGCAGCCGGCACUGCUGCUCUGGCUGUCCCUGGCCACUCAGCUGGCCAGCAGCUGA